Molecule: messenger RNA, 988 nt
Organism: Drosophila ananassae
Lineage: Eukaryota; Metazoa; Arthropoda; Insecta; Diptera; Drosophilidae
Gene: e(r)
Product: protein enhancer of rudimentary
Exons: 3
Coding region: 267-581 (104 amino acids)
Source: RefSeq, a predicted model, not a curated record
CCAUCGUCCGCUUUACAACACUGGUUUUUGGUGCUGCCCAUCACUAGCCGAACAGAAGCAAGCAAAAAAAAUCCAAACGCAAGCAAGCGUUGAUUUUGCCGACUUCCUCUGUCUCAAAUUAAGAAAAUGUCAUUUUAACCAGUCUACGAACAUACCAGAAUCCUCGAGAACCCUAAAAAGCGACAGCAAACUUCUAGGGAAGACAGAAAGUCUCGGAAUCUACUUUACAUUUAAGCGAACCAAAAAACAACAAAAAGAUCACGAACAUGUCGCACACAAUCCUGUUGGUCCAGCCGGGAACUCGCCCGGAGACCCGAACCUACUGCGACUACGAGAGCGUCAACGAGUGCAUGGAGGGCGUGUGCAAGAUCUAUGAGGAGCACCUUAAGCGCCGGAACCCCAACACCCCGACUAUCACCUACGACAUCAGCCAGCUGUUCGACUUUAUCGACACUCUGAUGGACAUCAGCUGCAUGGUUUACCAGAAGAGCACCAACACCUACGCCCCCUACAACAAGGACUGGAUCAAGGAGAAGAUCUACGUGCUCCUCCGCCAGGCAGCCUUCAGCCCCAACGCCUAAACUAAAGCCAAAAACAAGUAACCCUACAGCUAAUAUAUACGCACUCCUCAUUUGUAUAAACUGAAACACUUAAUCAAACUGACGACAGCCAAGAGGAAACGGCACUAAAGGAUACACAGAUGUGGGAGCAGCCCAGCCGGCAGACGACCAGAACGAGAGGGGCUCGAAACAAUGACGCUAGUGUGGAUGUGGAUGCUCUGCUUUUAACGUUUCCUGCUCGACGGAGUUGGUUAUAUAUUUAAUUUUUUAUUAAUUUGCCUGCUUUCCAGUUGGAUUUGAAACAAUGCAACACAAGAGGAACCAGAAAUCACUGGAAAGCAGACAAAUACAAAGAGAACGAGAAACUGUUUAAAUUAGAAAUGGAAAAUUUUACUUUAUAUGUACCAAUAUAAUGUAUAUACACUCAA